Fraxinus pennsylvanica is the source of this 2310-nucleotide messenger RNA. The record is from the annotation of a GenBank genome assembly. Lineage: Eukaryota; Viridiplantae; Streptophyta; Magnoliopsida; Lamiales; Oleaceae.
AUGAAUAAUUACUUUUGCAGAAUAAUUCCCUUUCUUCUUAUUUUCCAUAUACUCUUAGCUUCUUGUGCUGAUCAACCACCGCAGGUGUAUAUCGUGUACCUUGGAGAACAUAGCGGGACGAAAACUUUCCAAGAAAUAGAAGAAUUCCAUCGUUCUUAUUUGCACUCUGCCAAGGGUUCCAAAGAGAAAGCUAAAGACUGUUUGAUUUACAGCUACAGGAACGUCAUCAAUGGCUUCUCAGCAUUGCUUAGUCCAGAAGAAGCUGCAAAGAUAUCAGAGAUGGAUGGGGUGAUAUCAGUGUUUCAUAGCCACCCAACCAUAUUGAGGCUUCACACGACAAGAUCGUGGAAUUUUAUUAACUUACUCGAAGGGCUUGGAGAUCCAAACCCUCCAAAUGCGGAAGAUUUAUUGCGUAAAGCAAAUUACGGGAAGGAUGUUAUCGUUGGUGUUUUGGACAGUGGAGUAUGGCCAGAGUCUGAAAGUUUCUACGAUAAUGGAAUGGAUCCUAUUCCCCAUUCAUGGAAAGGAAUUUGCGAGAGUGGCGUUGCUUUUAAUUCAUCUCAUUGUAACAGAAAAUUAAUUGGAGCUCGCUACUAUUUGAAAAGUUACGAGGCUUAUUAUGGCCGGCUCAACACUAGUCUAGACUUCAGAUCGCCGAGGGAUAAAAAUGGUCAUGGAACUCACACAUCAUCGACCAUUGGAGGCCGAAGAGUUCCUAAUGCUUCCGCUAUUGGCGGACUAGGCAGUGGCACUGCCUCUGGUGGCGCCCCCCUAGUGCGCUUAGCCAUCUAUAAAGUAUGUUGGCCGGUCCCUGGUCAGACUCCAGCAGAAGGAAACACGUGCCUAGGUGAUGAUAUGCUUGCUGCAUUUGACGAUGCCAUCGCAGAUGGUGUUAAUGUUAUCAGUGUUUCCAUCGGUGGGAGUACUAGCAGGCCGUACACACAAGAUGGGAUUGCAAUCGGCGCAUUGCAUGCAAUGAAACGAAAUAUUGUAGUAGCAUGUAGUGCAGGGAAUUCAGGACCUAGCUCGUAUUCUGUGUCAAAUGUAGCCCCUUGGAUCAUUACGGUCGGUGCAAGUAGCAUUGAUCGUGUCUUUUCAUCUCCAAUUGUGCUUGGAAAUGACAUGAUAAUCGAGGGACAAUCAGUAACUCCUUUUACGAAUAGGACGCACCCCCUUGUAUAUGCUGCAGAUGUUGAACUUCCAGGGACAACCACCAAUCUCACGAGCGGAUUAUGCCUACCCGGUACUCUUUCGCCAGCAUUAGUAAGGGGGAAAGCUGUCUUCUGCUGGACAGGCGAUCUUUUUGAGUCAUUAGAAGUGCAAAGAGCAGGCGGUAAAGCAACUGUGCUAGGAAAUAGCUACCAGGGACAAGGAGUACUGGGUAGGCCGUAUUUGAUUCCGGCAACAGUUGUUUAUUCUGAUAAAAUCGACAUCUACAAUUACAUUGAAACUAAUCAGAAUCCAAAUGUCACGUUGAUUCAACCGAAGACCGUAAUAGGCACUAAACCAGCUCCAUUCAUGGCUCCUUUUACCUCGAGGGGUCCCAAUUUCAUCGAACCUAAUAUUCUAAAGCCAGAUAUCACUGCUCCAGGACUAAAUAUACUUGCAGCUUGGAGUGAAGCGUCUUCUCCCCUAAACGUGCCUGCUGAUAAUCGAGUCGUUAAAUACCAUAUUGAUUCCGGGACAUCCAUGUCUUGCCCUCACGUUGCAGCCGUAGCUGCACUUCUUAAGGCCAUACAUCCUGAUUGGAGUAGUCCUGCUAUAAGAUCAGCUAUCAUGACCACGGCAAAAAUAACCAACAAUAUGGGCACACAAAUAACAGACUCACUAGGAAAUAUUGCAACUCCAUUCGAGUAUGGGGCGGGUCACAUCCAGCCAUCGAAAGCUGCUGAUCCCGGACUUGUUUAUGAUGCUUCUUACGACGACUAUCUUCUAUUUCUCUGCAGUAGCACUGGCAAUGUACUAGAUCCAUCUUUUAACUGCCCUCAAAAUAUACCCUCAGCAAGUGAUCUUAACUAUCCGUCAAUUUCAAUAGCAUACCUCAAAGGAUCCAGGACUGUCAAGAGAACAGUUACAAAUGUUGGCACGACAAACUCUUCGUACUCUGUAAGAAUAAAUCCCCCACAAGGUUACUCCGUUCAGAUUUCUCCAACUGCUCUAUAUUUUAGUGCGACUGGAGAAAAGCAAAGCUUUAGCAUUACGAUUACAGCUCAAAGUACUGCCAAGAAAAGUGUUUUUGCAGUUGGUUGGUAUACUUGGAGUGAUGGGAUUCAUCAAGUAAGAAGUCCUAUUACAGUAGCUGCGGUGUAA